AAAAAAAAAACAAAACACACAAUAGUUGAUUUGCACUGAAACAUUUCUAAAUUAGCGUAAUAGUUAUAGAACCGAUGAGCAGAUAGCAAGCAAGUCGAAGAAGUUUUCUAAUUUAGAAUUUCUUUAUCUGCGAAAGUUUUGGCAGUAAAUUUAUAAAAGAAACUAGUAUUAAAAUCAACUAAAUUAUAUUAAAAUGUUGAGAUUACCUCGCGCUGCCGGCCCUUUAACCAAACAAUUACGGUCUUAUGCCGCCUUAUCAUCAGCACGGCACUCGUCUGCUGGCAGUGAUAACCAAGGACAGGAUGAUAACCAUCCCGUAAAGAGAUCUUUGAAUAUUUUAAAGAAUGAUAUGAAAAAAGUAACAAAUUUCUUUAAACCAAAUGCCAGUAACAAAACAAAUGAAGGAGAUAGCGCGCGUGCUGAAACCGAUGAUUUAGAUGAGAAACUUAAACGUUUCCAAGGUACUCAGGGUGCCGGAACAUCAGAUGAUCUCUUUCAAACACAUUGUGAUGUGGUCGUUAUAGGUGGAGGCGGUGUUGGCUCUUCCGUGGCCUUUUGGCUAAAAGAAAAAGCUAGAGAGGGUUUAAAUGUGGUCGUAGUAGAACGUGAUCCUACGUAUGAACGUGCCUCUACCGUGUUAUCAGUAGGUGGUUUACGCCAACAAUUCUCAUUGCCGGAAAAUAUUCAAAUGUCAUUGUAUGGUGCUGAAUUUAUAAGAGAAUCAAAAGAACGUUUAGGUGAUUGUGAAUUAAAUUUUACACCCCAUGGCUAUCUGGUAUUGGCUUCAGAGGAGGGAGCCGAGACUUUAAUGCGUAAUUCUAAGUUACAAAAUGAAUUGGGUGCUCGUAAUGAAUUAUUAAAUGCAACACAACUUAAGAGUAAAUUCCCGUGGAUAAAUACUGAGGGUGUUGUAUUGGGUUGCCAUGGAUUAGAACGUGAAGGUUGGUUUGACCCCUGGGCCCUAUUGAUGGGCUUUAAAAAGAAGGCUCAAGAAUAUGGAGCCCAUUUCGUAAACGGUGAAGUUGUGGGUUUUGAAUUUAAAGAACAACCCGAUGUUAUAGUGCGUGGUAAUGAUACAGGAGAUUAUCAAGGCCUAGAUAAACUGGUGGUGAAAAUGCCAAAUGGUGAAACACGUACCAUUAAAUUUGCCGUUUGUGUAUUGGCAGCAGGUGCCUUUUCGGGUGAGAUAGCACGUAAGGCACGCAUAGGUACCGGACGUGGUAUGUUAAGUGUACCUUUGCCGGUAGAACCACGCAAGCGUUAUGUUUAUGUGAUAAAUUCUCAGGGUAGCAAUUGUCCCGGUUUAGCUACACCCCUUACAGUGGAUCCAGAUGGUACUUACUUCCGUCGCGAUGGCUUGGGAGGCAAUUACUUGUGUGGCCGUUCACCUACCUUAGAACAAGAACCAUCUGUGGAUAAUUUGGAUGUGGAUCAUGCAUUCUUCGAAAAUGAAAUCUGGCCUAGUUUGGCAAAUCGUUGUAAGGCUUUUGAAUCGGCUAAAGUGGUAAACAGUUGGGCUGGUUUCUAUGAAUACAAUGUAUUCGAUGAGAAUGGUAUUAUCGGUGCCCAUCCCUAUUACAAUAAUCUAUUGAUAGCUACUGGUUUUAGUGGACAUGGUAUACAACAAACUCCAGCAGUUGGUAGAGCCAUAUCAGAAUUGAUUAUUGAUGGUAAAUUCCGUACCAUUGAUUUGUCACGUUUAGGUUUUGAUCGCAUCAUAGUAGAUCGUCCCAUGUUUGAAUCGAAUAUUGUUUAACAUUUAGCUUAAAGGCUAAUUAUAGUAUAAUUUAAUUAAAAAACUAAUAUUUUAAGAAGAAAAUAUUUUUCACUAUUGUUGUUGUUACAUAUUUUGUAAAUAAUUCAAAAAUUAUUUUAAAAUUUGUGUGUGCUAUUUUUUUAUGAAU
Molecule: messenger RNA, 1904 nt
Organism: Lucilia cuprina (Australian sheep blowfly)
Lineage: Eukaryota; Metazoa; Arthropoda; Insecta; Diptera; Calliphoridae
Gene: l(2)37Bb
Product: FAD-dependent oxidoreductase domain-containing protein 1
Exons: 4
Coding region: 194-1756 (520 amino acids)
Cellular component (GO): cytoplasm
Molecular function (GO): oxidoreductase activity
Source: RefSeq, a predicted model, not a curated record